GUGUGAUGACAGCCGGACGGAAGUUAGAAGAAAAAAAAGUGUACAAAGAAAAACAUAAACAUUGCAAUGCAGUCCUAAGUAUUGCAUCUAAAUUUGAUUCCACCAUCCUUUGAAAUGCCUAGUGAAAGCGAUACAAAUGUAACCAUCGGCAGCAAAAAGCUUUGUGAUCUGGACGAAUACUCCCUGGAGCAUGUGUUUCUAUUCCUGACCGUAGCGGACCUAGAUCGGUGCGUGUUAGUUUGCAAAAAGUUCCAACACAUUAUCCAACGGUUCGUUUUUCCGAAAAAAUGUAUGCACGCGCUAGUAACCGGUUCAGCGCAAGGAGCCGCCUUAAGUCUGUACUCCUUUACGCGCCGGAAACGUGUGAAGCUCGACGAAAACUGGCGCUAUGGGCGGUAUGAGGAACGGACUUACUUUUACCACAACGUAAUGUACAUCUCGCAGUUGGCCAUCGACAGGGAGUGGGUAUACAUGACCCAUCGUGGCCGAUUACAGGCACACCGUAGGACGAAAAACCGGCAAAUGGUUGAUCAGAAGAGCGAGUGGGCGAUUGGGAUGGCACGGGAUUCCGAUUUUACGAGUCUAGUAAAAAACGGUGAUCGGUUUUUCCUUGGCCGUAUGGAUGGGAACAUCAUGAUCUACGAUCAUGAUGUAGGUAAACAGUACAUGCAAGCGAUUACAAACGAUAUUAUUAAAGCGGUUGACUUUAACACGGAUGUGUAUGCGGUUACGACGAAGAAUGAAUCAACGUAUAUCUUAACCUAUUCACCAGAAGAACUGCAUGAUCUAACCGCGGACGAUAGCGAACUGUUAAAACCUACUUUUGUUUAUCCGCAAGCUUAUGAGACAAUAAAGCUAAAUAACGCCCAACUGGCGGUAGGGAAGUUUCAUUGUGCCAGAAAGCAAGCACUCCAAUUAAUCGAUUUGUACAGCUGUACAAUUAUACAAUUAAAUUCACCUUCGAUGGCAGUUUACGAUGUGUUGUGGAUGGACGAACACUGUAUUCUUUCGGGUAAUUUUGAUACCACCAUGCGUCUAGUCGAUACGCGCACCGGAAGCGAUGAGGCCUGCUGGACAGAUCCGUACAACGCUUCGGUGUACUGUCUCUGUUACAAUGGUACGUACGCCGUACACUGCGGCAUGAAGUAUCACCACCGUGCGAACUUGUAUGAUAUCCGCGUGCCAAACCGGUGUGUUCAGAUGUAUUUUCCCUCGAAAAAGCAGCAAUACUCUCCGGUCUACAGUAUAGCGACCGACUGUAGCCAAAUGUUCCUCGUUACUGAUCAUAAUUUGCGAAUACUUAACUUCGACGCUGAUUGGGCUGUCACCAAAGACUAUGCAUCGAUUUAG
Anopheles funestus (African malaria mosquito) is the source of this 1350-nucleotide messenger RNA. RefSeq names its product F-box/WD repeat-containing protein 4. Gene Ontology annotation, molecular function: protein binding. Gene Ontology annotation, biological process: SCF-dependent proteasomal ubiquitin-dependent protein catabolic process. NCBI's taxonomy places the organism in Eukaryota, Metazoa, Arthropoda, Insecta, Diptera, Culicidae. Gene Ontology annotation, cellular component: SCF ubiquitin ligase complex. The transcript has 2 exons. Bases 115 to 1350 code for a protein of 411 amino acids. The record is from RefSeq and is a predicted model, not a curated record.